This is a messenger RNA of Mesorhabditis spiculigera, 2271 nucleotides long. NCBI's taxonomy places the organism in Eukaryota, Metazoa, Nematoda, Chromadorea, Rhabditida, Rhabditidae. The record is from the annotation of a GenBank genome assembly.
AUGUUCCAUUCGACGCCGCAGCUGAAUUUUACACCUAAUCGUCAGUUCGAGCGGAAUGCAUUUUCUCCACCUCCGAUUGGGUCCAGAUAUAACGACUACCAUAGGCAAGAAUGGGUGCGAUCUCCGGAGCCUGUAAAUCUUCCACCACCGAUUCCACCACCUCCAGUCAACUAUAUUGGGCCGCAGGUUCCGAUCCAUCAUGCUCAGAAUCAACCCGACCGGACAAAUGGAUACUCUGAAAUGGUAUCCUUCCCAGCUUCCAAUGAUCAAUCACCAACCAUUCGGCAUCCUCCUGUUAUUGCUCGAAAUCUUCAGCCCGUUCUCCCAGCUGAUUUCCAGCGCGUAUAUAAUUUGCCAGCUCCUCCUGAAGACCCUCUACCACAACAAGUAGAAGGGCCACAACGAAAUCGAGCUGUCGCGUUGGGGACUGUUACCGAACUUGGGUAUUACAACAAUAAAUCUGGUCAGCAACCGCCUGCGUUAAACAGCAGUCUGAACCGAUCAUUCGCAAUCGUGUCGCGUCCCUUCUCUCCUCAAGCUACAAUCGUACAACCGGUACAACCAAUUCAACCUGUACUUGAAAAGCCGAUAGUUCACAACUCAAUCGUCAAACUAUCCCCGUCCAUCAGCAAUGCUUACUAUGAAUCGGCACAAUUACAAAAUGAGACUCCACGCCGUGAAGCUGCUCCUCCAAUGCCGAAGGCUCUUUCUUCACCAACAGAAGAAAGAAUACGUUCACCGGCACAAAUGUCAGCUUCACCCAUUGGAUCUGUAUACGACAAUCAAGAAGAAGAGAUGAGGGCCAGAAAUCUUGCUCGCCAGCAUUAUCGAUCACCAUCCCCGCCUUGGAAACAGGGUCGUGCUCCCAGACCACAUAGCAUUCUCGUUAAGGGGAAUAAGCUGGAGGGCAAUAAAGCUAGCAAAAAAGUGGUCUUUGAUGUUGACGACAAUGAUGAAGAAUCGAUUCGACAAAAUCAGUUGAAGCAGGCUGAUGCGGAACUUUCUAUUUAUCAUUCGGAUGGAACAAAUGGUUACCGGGGUGAUUCCGGAAGCGCUGGUUCGGAUUCCGGUGAGCCGAAGCAUGUGCAAGAUUACGAUGACGCCAUCUCCGAGAAUCUGCACAAGUUCGUCACCGUUUCAUCGGUGAUCGGCGGAGAUCUAGCUGCCGUGGCAAAUGCUUAUAAAGCAUUGUUCGAUCGCCAGCGCGAGUUUCUGUUCUUUGCCGCACGCAACAAGGAGCUGGACGCGGCCGGCAUCGACAAGUCGAUCCCUAUGCAGAAACUUAUUCAAGCCGUCCAAGAAAUCCACGGGCUCAAGGAUAGGAAUCGCAACAAUGAUCUUGUCAACCACUUUAAUGCCCUCGCUGAGGCUAGCGCUGCGGUCGGAUGGGUGAAGGAGAAGCCCAAGCCGGCCCCGUUGGUCAAGGAAAUCCUUGAAGCCGCGAAGUUCUACACGAACCGCAUUCGCCUCGCCUACAAGAAAACGAACGAAAACCACAUCGAAUGGGUGAAUGCCCUUGAGGGUCUGAUGACUAACCUUAAUGAAUUCAUCCGGAAGGUGCACACCACCGGACUUGUGUGGAACUCCGCACCGGGACCUUACACGCCCCCAACCUCGACCGCCCCAACGGCUUCUGCUUCUGCUCAUCCACCUGUCCCUGACCUUUUUGCCCCGGCCGCCAGCACUGGUGAUGCCGAGCGCACGAAGCGCGAUGCUUUGUUUGCGGCGCUGAAUCAGGAGAGGGCAUCACAGCACCGUGCCCGCCAAGAAUGCGCCUCCCCGGUUCCGGGUGGACCGGCGGCUCGACCAGCCCCUGCUGUCCAGAAGCCGCCUAAGAUGGAGCUCCAGGAUGGCAAGCAAUGGAAUGUGGAAUACUACAAGGGUACCUCCGAGCCAGUGGUUGUCAACGUGACGGACAAAAACAGACCGUCUACGGUGGCCGGCAAGUGCAACUCAGUGACACUGGAUCAGUGUAAGAAGGUGGCCAUCGUGUUCGACGCCAUUGUGGCCCAGGUCGAGACCAUCAAUUGUCAAUCGCUGCAAAUCCAGACGAUGGGUGAGAUGCCUACGGUUUCGGUGCAGAAGACUGAUGGAUGCCAGAUCUAUUUGUCGGAGGCGUCGAAGGGUGCCGAGAUCGUCACUUCAAAGAGCUCCGAAAUGAACGUUCUGGUCCCUGGUCCCGAUGGCGAUUUCAUCGAGCUCCCCGUCCCCGAGCAGUUCAAGACCGUCUUCCAGAACGGAAAGCUUGUCACCACCGUCUCCGAUAUUUGC